Molecule: messenger RNA, 1407 nt
Organism: Fusarium fujikuroi IMI 58289
Lineage: Eukaryota; Fungi; Ascomycota; Sordariomycetes; Hypocreales; Nectriaceae
Exons: 2
Coding region: 1-1407 (468 amino acids)
Biological process (GO): regulation of DNA-templated transcription
Molecular function (GO): DNA-binding transcription factor activity, RNA polymerase II-specific; zinc ion binding
Source: RefSeq, a predicted model, not a curated record
AUGGUCAACACCGGCCGGCCCUCAAUGGACUGUCUGCCCUGCAGACGACGGAAGCUCCGAUGCGACCUGAAACCUGAAUCCUGUGGCCAGUGCCGCCGGGCCAACAUCUCAUGCCACGGCUACCGGAAUGUUAAGGACCUAGCGUUCCGUGACCAGACACGAGUAGCCAAGCAAAAAGUGGCGGCUCGCCAAGGGCAUGCUUAUCAGCUCAUUAGGUUGCCUUCGCCGAUGCCUGACCUAGACCUAGACGUCGAGGCAAGGUGCAGAGAUACGUUCUUCCUGCUUUAUGUUACCGGCCUAUCACGGAGUUUCUCCUCUCUCCCACCACUAUACAACCAGGCACCGAUCUCGAAGCAUCUGGCAUACAGUGUGAAUGCAGUCGGCCUUGCGUUUUCGGCAGUUCAGUUCGACAGCCAGGAGCUAGUCAGAACCGCCUUUAACAGAUACUCGGCCGCCAUAGGGAGUUUAAGGCAUUCACUUUGCGAGCCGAACGUGUUGAUCGGUGAUGAAAUUUUGCAGUCAAUACUGCUUCUCGACAUAUUUGAAAAGCUAGCAGCACCAAGCCUUGGCAUGCCAGGGUCCUCAAUGAUCCAUAUUCGAGGGGCAAUGUCAAUCAUCGAGUCGCAGGGAAAGUUGAAUUUUACAAGUGCUUUGUCAACUCAAAUUGCCAGGAACAUUCUAUCACACUUUAUAAUUAGUUGUGGAAUGGUCAAAAUUUUCAUCUCUGACUCGCAGGUCGCCGUCUGGAGGGAUCUUUCUGGGCUGAUCAUCGAUAGUAAAUGGGAUUACAUGGGAAUCCUAGUGGAUAUUGUCAACUUGAGGGCCAUGUUGGCCAAAGCAAUAAUUGUUGACGACAGCGAGACAAAAGAACGGGUGUUCAGCAUUAAAUGCAGGCUUGAAUACCUUGCAGAUUCAUUGGAAAGGUCUUGUGGGCCUUUUGCCGUCAUCUUGAGAGAUUGGCAAGCCUUGGACGGAGAAUACGAUGCUUACCCGAACCACUUUACAAUGCAGCUGCACAACGCUGUACGUAUGAUGCGUUUAGAGAUGGAAGGAUUGAUAAGGGAUAGGUGCUACGAGCAGAAUGGUGAAGUGAUUAACAAGAUCGCCAAGCAGAUAUGUCGCUCUGUUACGCAUUACAUCAUGCCAAAAGCCGGGCGAGAGAAUUCUGAGCCUUUCACGCAGAUGCAGAAGCUUGAGUGCAGGGUACUAAUGGCACCUCUGUAUCAGGCUGCUCAAAUGUCAACCGAGAAUUGCGUGCAGGCAUGGAUAUGGAGAGUACUAGAGUGGAUAGCAGAGAAAGGAAACAUGCGGAUAGCAAGGGAUGUCCUCGAAUUAUCGAAGAAGAGAAUGGACGUGGACUACUGGACUAUUUGGUCCAUGGCAGGAUGUUAUGCAACAGCGGCGUAA